This is a messenger RNA of Amphimedon queenslandica, 1199 nucleotides long. RefSeq names its product egg peptide speract receptor-like. The transcript has 7 exons. Lineage: Eukaryota; Metazoa; Porifera; Demospongiae; Haplosclerida; Niphatidae. The record is from RefSeq and is a predicted model, not a curated record. Gene Ontology annotation, cellular component: membrane. The coding region runs from base 70 to 1065 and encodes 331 amino acids.
UCAAGCAUUGUUUUGUCAGCAAUUGCUGUCACUUGACGAGGGCUAAUUCCCAAGAUACAGCAUCUAAGAAUGUUCCUCAAUGUUUUGAUUGUGACUUCAAUCUUCAUCUACACUGUUUGCUCGGCCUCAGAUGAAGGUGACCGGCUAUGGGAUGUUACGUUGGAUCCACUACAGUUAAAUUAUGAUGCUGAAGGCUGGAUGACGAUUUGUCAUGAUGGUAUAAACCUUGAUGUAGCUCAUGUUGUGUGUAGGCAAAAAGGAUUCACUAAUGCUACUUCUUUAGAAAUAAGUAAUUUUAGAUUAUCAGUGUCUGAUUUUGUAAUCACCAAAGUUGUAUGUCCAUCAACUUCAAAUUACUUUUUAUAUGGUGAAACCAACAUUAUGCGUUGUAACAUUGCUGAUCCUGUAAAGAAGGAACAAGAAGCAUGUUCACUUGCAAAAAUUUCCUGUAAUACUGAUACAAUAAAGAAAACUGAUCCUUACAAGGGUCAAUUAUAUCUUGAUAGGACAGAGACUGAAUCACCAGCUGAUGGUGUGGUUGAAGUUUUUCUUGAUAAUGACUGGUAUCAUGUGUGCAAAACUAGUUUCACUGAUACUGUAGCCAACUCAAUAUGUAGACAGUAUGGAUACACAGGAAGUGAUUCUUGGACUACAGUAGAGCCUGCUUCUUCAGUGAAGGGUGUUCUAGUAACAGAAUACAGUUGUAAAACUAGUUCUUUUGAAUGUUUUUCUCACUGUAUACCAAGCACUUACAGUAUUGACAGCUGUGAGGAUCAUGUGACACUAACAUGCAGUUUUGAUGUCACUGAAAAGUAUAUAACAAGUGGGUCUCGAAGUCAGUGUGCUUUGGAUGAGUGCAGUCAGUGUGAAAAAUCACUUCAAAAUUACAGAAUUAUUACAGGAUCUCUCAGUUCACUGCUUUUAUUCAGUGUCGUUGUAUUUCUUAUUAUAGUCAUUUGGUUCUGUUGUAAAAAAAAAUGCUGCUGUUGCUGCAGAAAAGAUUAUGCAAAUCUUCCUGAUCAUCGUGUUAGAUAUCGAGUAGAUGGUGACAGAAAUGAUGAAUGAGAUGUGAAUUUUCUCUAUAUUUAAUUAAAUAAUUUUUUACCCGUGAUAUAUAUGAAAUCGAUUUAAUUACUAGAUUUAUUUUGUAUUACUUUUAUAAAACACUGUUAUUUGUAUUAGUUUAAUUGAACACUGUA